Oenanthe melanoleuca is the source of this 6553-nucleotide messenger RNA. RefSeq names its product collagen type XXIV alpha 1 chain (gene COL24A1). NCBI's taxonomy places the organism in Eukaryota, Metazoa, Chordata, Aves, Passeriformes, Muscicapidae. The record is from RefSeq and is a predicted model, not a curated record. The transcript has 60 exons. Gene Ontology annotation, molecular function: extracellular matrix structural constituent. Bases 82 to 5136 code for a protein of 1684 amino acids.
GUUCAUGGACAGCGGCUGAGCCUGCGGCGGCGCGGCGCCCGGCUUUCCCUCGGACUCCGCUGCCCGGGCAAAUGCAGACAAAUGCAUUUGGGAGCCGAGAGGACAAGGCGAGGACGCAUCUCUGCCGCGGCACAAACGAAAGUUCUCCUUUUUAUUGCAACAUGUAUAGCUGUGGGUGUUGCACAAGUACCCAAACAAGCAAUAGAUGUUCUUCAUCAACUAGGCCUUGUGAAAGAUGUCCAAGAGCCAUCAGAGACAGCAGUGCCCUCAACAUCCUCUCUGUUACCUCGGGGUGUUCGUCUCACUGCAUCAGGAGUGGUGCUAAGUAAUGAUGCACACAUUGAGUCCCCCCUCACUCAAGUCAUACCAUCAAAUCUAGGGCAUCCCUUCACCUUGUUGGUUGGGCUGUACUCCUACAGAGCCAGCAAUGCUUUUCUUUUCAGUGUUAGGGACAAAGGCAGACUGCAGUUUGGUGUCCAGCUGCUCCCCAGAAAGGUAGCAGUGUACACUGGAGGGAAGCAGCCUGUGCACUUUGAUUUUUGUGUUCAUAAUGAACAAUGGCAUUCAUUUGCCAUUGGCAUUGGGGACAAGACUGUCUCAAUGUUUGCUGAGUGUGGAAACAAGCACUACAGCACUGAAGUGCUUUCUGGAGUGGAGACACUUGGUUCAGAGGGUGUAUUUACCCUGGGAAGGAUGAACUCUCACUCUGCCAGCUUUGAAGGAGUUAUCUGUCAGCUGGAUGUCGUUCCCUCUGCAGAAGCCUCUGCCAACUACUGUAGACAUGUGAGGCAGCAGUGUCGCCAGGCUGAGACCGACCGAUCUCUGCCACGCGGGCUGGGUGCUUCUCCAGAGGUGGACACUGAGGAGCAAAACCAGGAAGAUAUAUCAGCUUAUAGAUGGAAAGAAGUAUCCAACAUGCCUGUUACCAACGUUGCUCAGAUUCACUUUCUACCAGACCACUUUGAGCUGAGAAACGCCUCUGCAUGGGAGUUUGCAGAGACCAAACCUCUGUUGCUGGAAGCUUGGCCUCAAACAGAACUCAAGGAGAAUAUGGAUCUGGCUAUUCAGCAGCAGGAGACGAGCAGAAAAAGAAACAUCACUAAAGCCCCUGCAGGAUCAUAUCCAAAUAGUUCAGCUAAUGCCACAGAAGAUGCAGGCAGACAUAGUGAGCCUUCUCUGAUCUCUCCUGUAAAACAGAGUAAAACUAAAAGCAAGGGAAUGGAAAAAGCAAAACAGCAUUUAGAUGAACCAAACAAAAAGCAGCAAAUCUUCAACACAACCCUGUACAGUUUGCCUGCUGAGCUCCCUCUGGAUAAUGAACUCCAUCCGGGGCAGGAAGGUGCAUUUGAUGCUGCUGAGACUUAUCAUACAGAAAACAGUUAUGAAAAUGGUAUUGAUAAUUAUGCUUAUGACUAUGAAGAUCUUGGCAAAAUGUUUGAAAGGGGAAGUGUCAGAGGUCCAAAGGGGGAAACUGGACCUCCUGGUCCUCCAGGUCCUCCAGGUUUACCUGGUCCUUCAGGGAAGAGAGGUCCUCGGGGUGUUCCAGGACCCCAUGGUAACCCAGGUUUGCCAGGAUUGCCAGGUCCCAAGGGCCCUAAAGGAGACCCAGGAUUCUCUCCAGGACGGGCACAACAUGGAGAAAAGGGUGAUCCAGGCCCCAUGGGCUUCCCAGGCCCCCCUGGCAUCAAAGGCCAGAAGGGUCUUAAAGGUUACCCAGGACUGCAAGGGCCACGGGGUGAGCAGGGAAUUCCAGGAAUGGCUGGCAGUAUUGGGGCAGUUGGUUACCCUGGCAGGCAGGGCCUAGCUGGACCAGAAGGGAACCCAGGUCCUAAAGGAGUAAGAGGUUUCAUUGGACCUCCAGGUGUGGCAGGACAACCAGGACCUGAAGGAGAAAGGGGUGUCCCAGGCCUCCGUGGAAAAAGAGGUCCUAAAGGGAGACAGGGUUUUCCAGGUGAUUUUGGAAAUAGAGGCCCCCCUGGUCCAGAUGGAAGUCCUGGAAUUGUUGGUGGUGUUGGUCCUCCUGGAUUUCCAGGACUAAGAGGAGACAUGGGGCCAGCAGGACCAAGUGGACCAUCAGGAAUUCCAGGGCCCAUGGGUUUCCCAGGGAGUAUGGGACAGCCUGGAAUGAAAGGUGAUAAGGGUGAAAAUGGCCUUGCAGGAGAGCCAGGAGAUCAAGGGUACCCAGGAGACAAGGGUGCUCUUGGUUUACCAGGACCCCCAGGGACCAGAGGAAAACCAGGACCCCCAGGGAAAAUUGGAGAACCUGGACCCCAUGGACCAUUAGGUCCUCAGGGACCUGAGGGUUUUCCAGGAGACAUUGGUGUACCUGGGUUAAAUGGCCCUGAAGGUCCUAAGGGAGCUCUGGGUGACCGAGGACUUCCAGGGCCACAAGGUCCCAAAGGAGUUGAGGGAGAAGUAGGACCAGCUGGACCAAUUGGAGGAGUUGGCCCAAGAGGAAAGCCAGGACAGAAAGGUUAUGUAGGUGAUCCUGGACCAGAAGGUUUAAAGGGAGAACAAGGAGACCAAGGAAACCUUGGAAAAACUGGUGAAGCAGGAUCAGCUGGCUUACCUGGAGAAGCUGGGCCAUCUGGAAGCCUUGGUGAAAAGGGAGAGCGAGGCAGUCCAGGACCUGUAGGUCCUCCUGGAGAAAAAGGUGUCAUGGGCUAUCCAGGACCUCCAGGAGGCCCUGGACCUGUGGGGCCACAAGGAUUACCUGGACCUUCAGGGGCACGAGGACCAUCAGGGCCACAGGGACCUAAGGGAAGAAGAGGGCCAAGAGGUCUGGAUGGUCCUCCAGGAGAACUGGGAACAGAAGGUAUUAAGGGAGAAAGAGGUGAUCCAGGAAAGAAAGGAGUUCCUGGGCUCAUUGGUAAAGCUGGAAACCCAGGAGAAAGAGGAGAUCAGGGUGUACUUGGUUUGCUUGGGCCUCCAGGAACCACAGGAGACAGGGGGCCAAUGGGAGAGCCAGGUCCAAGAGGACAACCAGGGGAUGCUGGCCCUAUUGGAGAAACAGGUUUUGAGGGACCUCCUGGCCCUGAAGGAGAACCUGGUCUGCAGGGGGAACCAGGCACAAAGGGAGACAUUGGACCUGCUGGGAAGGCUGGAGAACCAGGUGACCAAGGUUUAAGGGGUGAACCAGGGCCUCCAGGAGAAGAUGGUGUUCAAGGAAAAGAUGGCCCAAAGGGAGAUCCUGGAGACCAGGGACUUGUUGGAGAAGGUGGUGAAAAAGGAGAGAUGGGAUUACCAGGAAUUGCUGGGCCCCCUGGUGAACCUGGCAUAAUGGGAAUUCCUGGCCCUGAAGGAGCACCAGGAAAUCCAGGUCAGAGGGGCCGUUUAGGAAAGAAGGGGGAAAAGGGACAGCUUGGCCCUCCAGGAGAAAGUGGACCUGCUGGUGAUUCUGGCCAGCCUGGAAAAACUGGUCCCAAAGGUGCAAGAGGAACUCGAGGUGCCAUGGGGCACCUAGGAGGAAUGGGACCCGAAGGAGAGCCAGGAAUUCCAGGCUAUGGGGGUCACCAGGGUUCUCCAGGGCCUUCAGGGCCCCCAGGCCCCAAAGGAGAAAAGGGUUACCCAGGUGAAGACAAUACAGUCCCUGGACUACCUGGGCCCAUAGGUGAACCAGGUCGAAGUGGUGAACGUGGAGACAGAGGAGAACCUGGUGAUGAGGGCUACAAGGGUCAUGUAGGUCUUCCAGGGCUUAGAGGACCUAUUGGACAGCAAGGGCCUCCAGGAGAGCCAGGUGAAUUGGGAGAGCAAGGACCAAAAGGAGAAAGAGGUUCAGAAGGGCCCACAGGGAAGAAAGGAGCUACAGGUCAAGCAGGAAAAGCUGGAAUUCCUGGAAAACCAGGACCACCAGGGCAGAAAGGAGCAGUUGGGUACCUUGGACCAGAAGGCAUUCCUGGGAACCCUGGCAAGACUGGGCUGUCAGGGGAGCCUGGCCCCAAGGGCAAUAGAGGAAACUCAGGCUUACCAGGUCUAGCAGGUUAUCCUGGAGCUCGAGGUCCCAAGGGAUUGCCAGGCAUGCCAGGGCCCAUGGGAGCACCUGGACUAAAGGGUGAGAAAGGGCUUCUAGGUCAUCCAGGAAAACGAGGCAAAAGAGGCCUUCCAGGAUCACAAGGUGACCAAGGAGCAGCAGGAGACACUGGACUGAAAGGACAGAUUGGAGAAGAUGGAGAUCAAGGUUUAAUGGGGUUUCAAGGAUUCCCAGGUCCAAAAGGUCCUGCAGGGGACAUUGGCUUAGUUGGGAUUCUGGGCCCCAAAGGUCCAACAGGCCAAGCUGGAUAUAUUGGCCCUGUUGGUCAAGAAGGCAUUGCAGGCCCAACUGGCAGGCCUGGACCAAGAGGUGAAAAGGGCACGAGGGGUGAGAUGGGGCCUCAGGGAAGGCAGGGCCAGCCUGGGCCACCUGGACCACCUGGACCACCUGGACCAAGGAAACAAGUGGAUCUCAAUGCUGCUGUUCAAGCUUUGUUUGAGUCAAAUGCUGCCUUGCAGAUGGAGAAAUACCAGAAUACUGAAGUCACUUUACUCGAUCACAGUACAGAGAUAUUCAAAACACUCCACUACCUUAGCAAUUUACUGCACAGCAUCAAGAACCCUCUUGGCACUCGGGAUAACCCAGCACGCAUCUGCAGGGAUUUGCUUAAUUGUGAACGUAAAGUGUCAGAUGGAAAAUACUGGAUUGACCCAAAUAUUGGAUGUCCUUCUGAUGCCAUUGAAGUUUUCUGCAAUUUCACUGCAGGUGGUCAGACAUGUUUAACACCACUGUCUGUGACAAAGCUGGAGUUCGGUGUUGGAAAAGUGCAGAUGAACUUCCUUCACUUGCUGAGCUCAGAAGCAACCCACAGCAUCACAAUCCAUUGUCUAAACACCCCGAUGUGGGGAUUAAGUAAAGCAGGUGGCCGGAAGACAUCAGUUACCUUCAAAGGAUGGAACGGUCAAAUAUUUAAAGCAAAUACGCUACGUGAACCUAAAGUGCUUCUGGAUGAAUGCAUGAUUGAAGAUGGCAGCUGGCGUAAGACACAGUUCUUUUUUCACACUCAGGACACGAAUCAGCUUCCAGUUGUUCAAGUUAAUGCACUUCCUCACCUCAAACCAGGACAGCAGCACUUCAUAGAAAGUGGCUCUGUAUGCUUCCUUUAAGACUUCUGUCCUAGGUUUCUUGUUUCAUCAACAUAGAGCUGCUGCAUAGAUUGAAUACAAAAAUAAUGAUCCACUGCAGGCAAAAUUACUAGGAAACUGAAGAUUCAUUUCAAGUGGUGUUGGUUAAAGAACCUCAGGAAGAAAAAGACUUCCUCCUAAGGAGAAAUGGCAUUGAAAAAUAAAAGAAAGAAAAGACUAAAGCAAUUUUCAUAAAGUAUUUAAAAAUAAAUUUCUUGGUGCUUUCUUGCAUAAUUUUCUGGAAUGGAAUAUCUGAACAUGGAGUUUUUCAGGACGUCAAAUGUUUGUAGCAAUCUUUUUAACAGCACUGCACAAAAGCCAUCCUGAGGAAAGCUGGAGACAUAUGAUACUAAGGAGCAACACCUGCUAAUGCUCCUAAAUGUGCAAUAGCUUUUAUAUGAAAAGUGAAUCAUGUCACAGUACAGUGCAACAAGUCUUCUUUUCUUAACGUUUUAUUCCAGUCCUUCGUGGACACACAUCUGAACAGAUGGCACACUACCUCUUUUGUGUUUCCUGUCCAUGUUGCCUUGGUGCUCUUCACAACACAGGGUGCUUGUGGCCUUAGCAGAGAUUAUUUGAGUCCCUUUUUAUCUUUCAGACUGUAUGUGCUGGUUACAUCAGGAUAUGUUUCUGUUGUAAAGGUACUUAUUUUAGACCAUUGGUCACAUACUUCACAUAAUGAAAACAUUAUUUAUGUGGAUUUCUUGUUUAAAAUAUUUUUGUGUACUAUUUUGGAAAUGGUGUAUAAGACAGCAUAUUGUACAUGGUGCAUAUAGUCAGAACAGUCUGCGUUGCAGCCAUUGUAAAAAUCAUUGUAAGAAGAGCUACCUAAAGUAGUUUUGACAUUUAAAUUCUGUAUUUCAGUUAACAUUGCUAAUGCCAAAGCCAUCUUAAGAUGAUAUAUUCUGUAUAUAUUUUGUAACUUCUGAAAAAAAUCUACUACAGUGUGUCUUCUGAAUGGCUACUCUUAAAUUAUAAUCAGCAUUUCAUCCUCUUAGAAAUUCCUUUUUUUUACAAAAUUUAUUAGAUAAUUUUGGGAUUUUAAAAUUAAGCCUAAAACGUUCAUUGAAGGUUUGUUUUGUUUUUUUUAGUAAAAACAACAGUUUUACCAUUAGGUAAAGCACUCUUUAUAUUGAUAUGCCUCUAUCUAUCAUCAAUUCAAAGUGUGCUCAGGAGUACACGGCAAGGUGAUACUGGACUGUAUUUGGGGAAGCCCGGGAGUGUUCAAACAACAUGUCUGUCUUCAUCUGCAGGAAAACACACCACCAAAAUAUAAUAAAAUAAGCUUCCAAGCUAUCUCUUUGUCUUUUACUAUUCUGUUUCAUAUUGUAUAGGUGAUUUUUAGAAAUUGGAAAAAUCCUCUAGAAGGGUACUUUUCUUAGGUGGCAGUGCUUCUCUU